CAUCAAGCAAUGUCUUCCUUCGUCGCCAAACUCUCCGUGGCAGCAGCCAUGCUUCUCGCCUCUCUUUCCCAACCCGCCACUGCAGGUCCUCUCCCAGCCGCUCUCGAGAAACGGACAGGCUGCUACAGUGGCUUCCCCUUUAACCACCUUCACGGCGGCUACAAUCACGAUCUCUCCUCCGAAGUCCUCGCCGACAUCACCUCGACCUGCCAAGCCGUUGCCGGAAAGACCAUCGGUGAUUCCUCUCCUUUCUGGCGCUGCACAAACUGGCAAGAGACCUUUAGCUGGCACGAGACUUGUUUCUCAGACUGUGAGGAUGGGUGUGCUGCUUUGCCCAAGGACUAUGCUGCUGCUUUGUGCGGGUCGGGCUGCGAUGCCAAUUGCGACCCUGGCCCGAGCUAUGGCUACAACCACAUUGAUUGGGCUGUAGAGAUUAGAGAUGGUGGUGCUGACAAGGUCAUCGAUUUUGACACU
Molecule: messenger RNA, 474 nt
Organism: Aureobasidium vineae
Lineage: Eukaryota; Fungi; Ascomycota; Dothideomycetes; Dothideales; Saccotheciaceae
Source: the annotation of a GenBank genome assembly